AUGAUGGCAUACGACGGCGACACCAGCAACACACUUCAACGCGUUACAUCGCUCACUGCUGCCCAGGCAAAGGCCACGAAGUGGAUGUGUGCUCUCCUUUUGUCAAAGGCCGAGAUGGACGGUGCCCUGGAGCCCGAUUUGAUGCUGGUCACCUCGCGGUUGAGUGCACUGGAAAAGGGUUCAGCAUGGCGAACUGCUGCGAAAACAUUCGGAGUCCUUCAGACAAACACUGGGCUGCGGCCAGGAGUUUUUGCACUCAACUCCGUACUGAGUGCCUUCGCCAAUGCCGCUGCAUGGACUCGCGCUCUUGGUCUCAUAGCCACAUGGCGAGAUCGCGCGGAUCUCGUCAGUUGCAACGCAGUCCUGACUGCUUUGAGCAGGUGCUCGCGAUGGGCAGUCCUGAGCAGGGAGAGCUGGCAGCAUCACCAUCUGGGAGCCGUGCAAACCUCCUUGGACGGCUUGCUUCGCUGCAACAACGUGGCUGCAGCAGCAUGUGGCAAAGGAGGCCGCUGGGAGACGACGCUAUUCAUCAUCUCAACACUGGGCAGGCAGGCUGUCAAGGCCGAUGCAGUCUCUUUGAGGACGGCUGUCAGUGCAUUUGAGCGAGGCAUGUGUUGGAGCCGGGCAGUCAGCACAAUACGGUCUCAGACGAUCGGAGUGGCAGGAAUCAACUCUGCGAUUUCAGCAUGCAGGAAUGCAAAGGCAUGGAAGGACUCACUGCAGCUAAUCAACGAGAUCUGGCAUUGUAACCUGCGCCCCACGCUGGUGUCGUGGGGCGCAGUGGCUGGAGCUUGCCAUGGAAUCUGGGCUACCUGCUUCGGCCUGCUGCGGCAAGGGGGAGCUUCCGACGUGUCGGUGGGAACCGCAUCCGAGGCAUGUUCAGCUGGUGGAGCGUGGACGCUGGCACUCGCACUGCUCGCAGAGGGCCGGAUGCUUUCGCUGCAGUUGGACGCCAUGACCUGGGAUGGCUUGCUCUCAGCUUUCUCCGUGCGCAGCCUCUGGGGCCAGGCACUCGCGGUGCUGGAGCCGAAGAGCGCUUCUGGGCUGAGCAUCGUGGCCUUGGAAGCUGCCGUGUCGGCGCUCGCAUCAGCGCCGGGACCGACGGGCCAGGGAGUCAAAGCGAUGCCGAAGGCUCUGUCCCUGGCCCGAGCGGAGGCGAAGCGAAGCCUGCGAAGCCUGCGCAGCCGAAGCCGGCCUGCCGCGACGUCAUCCAGGGUCUCAGUUCCUGAGACAUCGACGCUCUCGAGGCACCGAAGAAUCUGCAGCAUUAUUGGGUCGCAAGCCCUUGAGUUCCAGUUCGCGUCCAUUUCUUCAGGUUCUUUUUUUUGGCUAAAAGUUCUCGGUCUCGGACAUGUGCAGGAAACUAAUCAGUGCACAGCAUCUUCUGCAGUGAUGGUAUCAGAAGCAUCAGGGAGGGAGCAAUGA
This is a messenger RNA of Symbiodinium sp. CCMP2592, 1425 nucleotides long. The record is from the annotation of a GenBank genome assembly. Lineage: Eukaryota; Dinophyceae; Suessiales; Symbiodiniaceae.